Messenger RNA from Oppiella nova, 4380 nucleotides. NCBI's taxonomy places the organism in Eukaryota, Metazoa, Arthropoda, Arachnida, Sarcoptiformes, Oppiidae. The record is from the annotation of a GenBank genome assembly.
GGAUUGUUCACUGUUGUCAUUGAAGCCGUCUCUAGUGUCUACUCUCAAGACAUUAAUUUAGAUAAUUUUCUCCAUUUGUCGACCGCUAUUGACGAACAAAAUAUUCCUCAAAGACUUUUACCGAAUAUUGAAAACGAGUUCAAAACGAGUAUCCUUUCGAUAUCGAGCGCUCAAAUCGAGCCUUUGGUUCAAUUCGUGCCAAUAGUCUUGAAUCGAUUGAUCCGUCUAUUAGUGCGUCCGCCGGUUAUUAACGGCAAUCAAAUCCUUAAUAUUUCUCAAUCGGUAUUUGAAUCGAUCGCUUCAAUCGUCUCCAAGAUUAACAAAACUCUGUAUUCAGAAUACAAUGACAUGAGAACCGGCAUACUCUCGACAUUUAUCCACUAUCAGGUGAUAUUCCCGCCCCCGCAGACCCUACCCCAUGGUUUUAUAAGUCAAUCGAAUCUGGACUCGGAUGGCGAUCACACCAUUUUCCAUACGAGCCCUUCAUAUCACACUCGAAGUAACAGCAACCCUGACGUUCCCAUUGGCACCGUUAGUGAGACACCUUUCCAGAUGAAUAAAGGACUGGACAGAGCCAUGAGUGUCCGCUCUCCACAAUCAAACACUCAGUAUUUAUCUGAAAAUUCAAUUUACAAUAACAAGAAAGGAAUGGUAACUAAUCUUCAGAAGCUAUUCCACGAGGAAUUGGUUCUGCAGUGGUUGGUGUCGAGUGGGAUGUGCCGAGACGUCGCCCUUUCAAACGCCGGCUUUUUCUUUGAUAUUAUAGUGAAGAGUAUUUGCGAACAUUUGGCUGUUUGUGGAGCCCUUCACAGCCCCCGAAGGGAACGCUUCCCCAAACAGUUCACCGAUGAUAUAAUAUCACUAAUCAAUUUGAUUACCUCGGAUAUAAUUAAUCGAUUGAAUCGUGAGCUCAAAGAUCUAAAAUUGAUUCACUCAUUGAACAAUUCGGUGGCCUUUUUCAUACGUGACUUACUGUCCCUUUUGGACAGAUAUUAUGUCUUCAAUUUGAUACGAAUUUACUUCAAACAGAUGUCAAACAAUAUUCAGUUCACAUCCGAGACGAGUACGAACUACUCAUUCCUCCUACGGCUAGACUUCAUGCGUAUAGUGAGCGGACACGAGCACUUCAUUUGCCUCAACCUGCCCUUCGCGACCCCCAUAUUCCCCACAACACCCACAUCUUCAUCACAGCCUAAAUCAUGGGAUCAAAGCUCCCUUUUCUCGCCGCUCGACAGAACCCUUACCACACUUUUGGACCGAAUUACUACUUUCAGCGAAUUAACAGAUGACUACCGGCGCCAACACUUUCUCACUGGCAUUAUAUUCUGUUCCCUUUCAUUGGCGCUGGAAGUGAACAGCGCUUCCGUUCACUCGAAGGCUAUUAAUUUAAUCCGAGGUUUAAUGACUUCUCACGACUGGGACUGUCGUUACAGCGAGCCUGAAGUCAAGUCCAGAAUAGCAUCACUUUAUUUGCCAUUAAUUGCAAUAGUUUUGGACGCUUUGCCACAACUCUAUGACUGGAAAUCUGACGAUGUCUUCAAAACUGAUUCGAGAGCUCCGUCGGCGUGUAAUACACUUAAGAGAAACUCUGAUGAAAAGAGGCGUCCAAUUGUUCUCAACAGUAAUAGUGAUUUGGAUGACUUGACUGCCAGUCCAUUAACCAGUCCUCUGAAUCAAUCGGUUGCGAUGGCUAUCGCCGGUUCCGGUGUUUUCACUCGUUCUGAAGAGGAAAGUUAUGAACCGAGACGAUGGCCUCUUAGAGAGGACACUACCAAACAUUUGUUGAUAUGUUUUCUUUGGGUCAUUAAAAACGCCAAUCAAUCAGUUCUCUAUCGAUAUUUAAACGAAAUGCCUUUCCAUCGGAUCUAUCAGUUCCUAGAAGUGCUUAAGAUAUGUGUUUCGUGUUUUGAAUACAAGGGCCUAAAAGCUAUCAAAAAAGCGAGUCUCUUAUCGUUCAAAAAGCCUUUUGAUUUAAAAUCGAAAUUAGAGGACGCGAUCCUCGGUCUGGGAAGCGCUCGAAGGGAACUCAUUCUGCGAAGACGUGACAGAAAUCCUCCGCAGUCUUCGCAGAGCUUCUCUCAGUCAGACUCUCUCCGGUGGCGUAAAGACCAUACACUCACCCGAUAUAACAGUAGCGCCAAUCAAAUGGAGAGAACAAAACAGGACUACGAGACCGAAGCCAUUCUGAGUGGCAAUCUGUGCGCUGAACUCAAUUUAGUCGUCUUGGAUGCCAUCGAGAAAGUGACCACUAUUUUGAUCCAACACUCGGAUUGUGAUAACGAACAGAAUAUGAUUCAAAGCAAAGAAUUAUUGGGAAAUGUUUUACAGAUAGUGUUGUACUCAUUAUCACUAAAUCAAAGCACAUUUGUUCUGCAAAAUAUAUUUCCCACUCAACGCUCACUAACUCUCAAAUUUCCUCAAAUUAUAUGUGAAGACGGAUUUGAAGUGGAAUUCUGUGCCGAUCUCUGUCUCCAACUCCUCCGUCACUGCAGUUCAUCCAUAGGACACGUGAGAGCACAGGCGGCCGCCUCUCUCUAUACACUAAUGCGACAAAACUAUAGCUCAAAAGCCCAGAACUUCGCCAAAAUCAAAAUGCAGGUCACGAUGUCUUUGAGUCAUUUGGUGGGAACCAGUAAAUCAUUUAACGAGCCAUCGCUCAGACGUUCACUCAAAACAAUGUUAGUCUACGCCGUGAUUGACGCCGAUAUGCAAGAGUCGAAUUUCCCGGAACAGGUCCAGGAGUUGGUCUUCAAUCUGCAUAUGAUUUUGUCGGACACCAUAAAGAUGAAGGAAUACAAAGAAGACCCCGAAAUGCUUCUCGACUUAAUGUACAGAAUAGCGAAGGGAUAUCAGAAUUCGCCGGACCUUAGGCUCACUUGGCUUCAGAAUAUGGCUCAGAAACUAAGCGAUCGAAACAAUUACGCGGAGAGCGGCCAAUGUUUCGUCCACUCGGCGGCACUCGUCUGCGAAUAUCUCAAUCUAUUUGGCAAUAAGUCUUACCUUCCCGUCAGUUGUAUUGCAUUUCAAAAGAUUUCUUCCAAUAUAUUAGAAGAGAGUUUAGUGUCUAAUGAAGUGCCGAUUGAUAACAAGGACGGACUCUUCACCGGCAAGUCGUUCAGUGAGAGCGGUCUCGUGGCUCUCGUAGAACAGGCGGCCGUUUGUUUCAAUGCGGGCGGAAUGUAUGAAGCGGUUAACGAAGUCUAUAAACUGUUGAUCCCUAUCGCAGAAGCACAUCAUGACUAUAAGAAGUUGGCCUCAAUUCACGGCAAACUUCAGGAGGUGUUCAUCAAAAUAGAACAGCAAACCGGCAAAAGAGUGUUCGGCACUUACUUUAGGGUCGGUUUCUAUGGACCCAAGUUUGGAGACCUCGACAGAGAAGAGUUCGUCUAUAAAGAGCCGUUUCUCACAAAACUUCCAGAAAUAUCUCAUAGACUCGAAAACUUUUAUUCCGACCAAUUUGGGGCUGAUUUUGUCGAAGUGGUCAAAGACUCGAAUCCAGUGGAUGUCAACAAAUUGAAUCCUGAAAAAGCUUAUAUUCAGAUAACAUAUGUCGAGCCGUACUUUGAUUCGUGGGAACUCGACUCAAGACAAACACCAUUUGAAAGGAAUUAUAAUAUAAAAAGGUUUAUCUAUUCGACUCCAUUCACAAUGGAUGGCAGAGCUCAUGGAGACCUACACGAGCAGUACAAACGAAAGACUAUAUUAACGACAAUUAACUCAUUUCCUUACGUCAAGACCAGAAUUCUUGUUCAGGACAGACAACAGGUUGUGUUGACACCCAUUGAAGUGGCCAUUGAGGACAUCCAGAAGAAAACAGUGGAGUUAGCGGCCGCCACAUACCAGGAGCCCAUUGAUCCUAAAAUUUUACAAAUGGUUCUCCAGGGCUGUGUGGGUACGACUGUAAAUCAGGGCCCCUUUGAAGUGGCCUCUGUUUUCCUAUCAGAGUCCGGCGCUCGACCCCCACAACAGAGACCUCCCUCUCCCCUACAGAAUAAACUCAAAUCUUGUUUCAAAGACUUUUGUCGAAAAUGCGGUGACGCUCUCCGUAAGAAUCGGGUUCUCAUUGGAAACGAUCAGAAAGAAUAUCAGAAGGAAUUGGAGAGAAAUUAUUAUAAAUUCACCGAAAAGUUAGCGCCACUUAUCAGCACUAAUGGACAGCAGGCUCUACGGGCACUGCGAGAGACCUAUUGGAACAGCUCUGCGAACAUCGCUUUGAGGCCCAAACCGAAUACUCUUUUGUGAUUUUUCGGUAUUUAUUUAUUUAUUAUUAAUUUUAUAUUUUAUUUAUUUCAUUAUUUCAAACCAAUUGUGUAUUUCUUAUAAAUGCCUUAAAUUCGUUACAAAUGAUUGCUUCAAAUGAAAUGACAAAUAAUGACUCGC